Molecule: messenger RNA, 798 nt
Organism: Daphnia magna
Lineage: Eukaryota; Metazoa; Arthropoda; Branchiopoda; Diplostraca; Daphniidae
Product: transmembrane protein 45B-like
Exons: 5
Coding region: 1-687 (228 amino acids)
Source: RefSeq, a predicted model, not a curated record
AUGUUAGCACACGAAUUUUGUGAAACGGCGACGGGAUUUGAAAAUGGUCAUUGGACACAUUGGGGCAACGCUCAGCACAUUUCAAUGUUCCUUUUCUUCGGUUUUACCGGCGUCAUUGAUGUCCUCUACUUUUACAAAGUCGAUAUUCCACCGAAUCUCGACUAUGCUUCAGCUUUUCUUGCGUUUGGCAUCGAAGGAUUCUUAUUCGGAAAUCAUCUUCAUGGCAGGUCACACAUGGACGUCCACAUGUAUUUGUUUUACGUCAUCAUAGCCUGCGUGAUAUGUGUGGCACUAGAGGCUCGCUAUAGAGAAAAUGUCACAGUUGCUUUGGCUAGAACCUAUUUCACGUUUCUCCAAGGAACGUUGUUCUACCAGAUCGGAUUCAUCUUGUAUCCCCCUGGUGGUAUGGCUCAUUGGGACCAAGAGAACCACGACCAAAUGAUGAUAAUCACCAUGAUCUUCAGCUGGCACUGUGCAAUUGUGGCUGUGAUUAUGUUCUUCUUCGUACUCAUUGUUGGCAAAAUGGUCAAGAGGGGAUCCACUGGAAACGAUUUCGUCCGCAAUGACAUUCAAUAUCAAAAGGUUGGCGCGAAUGGCUUGAACAGUGGUGAAAGUUCUCGACCGAUUAUUUCGAAUAGUUCAACUAUGAGACAGACCUUCGACGAGACCAGCGAGGACGAAGUUUAAUGAUUGAUUAAUCAAUAUCUGUUAACGCUAAACUAGCUACAACUAGCUAUUUCGUACACUGUCCAACUCUUUCGAUUCUUACAACGGCGAUCAAUAAAUUGUUCAAGUGCA